AUGCGAUUAAUUUUACUUCUCAUCACUACUUUAUUCAUUUUGUCAGCGUCAGGCGAAGAGCGUGAAUGCGCCAGGAACAUCUGUUUAAACGGUGGAACAUGUCUCGUGGACGACAUCUCCAGACGAUUCUCGUGCCGUUGUCCACCAGGAUUCGCCGGGUCGUUAUGUCAAGAGGCGUGCACCCUCAAGUGUGCGAACGGUGUUUGCGUGAAAGGAACACUGGGCAAGGAGCAAUGCCAGUGCACACAAGGUUGGUCCGGCGCUCUCUGUGAGGUGUCUGGCUCAUCGCUGGAAGGUUGCACCAGAACCGAGGAUUGCGGGAUCGGAGAGAGGUGA
Haemonchus placei is the source of this 336-nucleotide messenger RNA. The record is from the annotation of a GenBank genome assembly. Lineage: Eukaryota; Metazoa; Nematoda; Chromadorea; Rhabditida; Trichostrongylidae.